AUGGGUUCCUGCGUCUGCUUACGUCAUCACUUCUGCUACAGUGGUGGUGUGAGUACUGGUGCAUUUCAAAGAAGGGGACUUUCUACUCUGUUUGGAAAGGGGGUUGUUACGACGCCGUUUUAUGAGUAUCACAGAAACAGAAGAAGAAGAGUGGAGGCGUCUGUUGCUACUGGGUUUAAGGAGCAAGAGCUGAGGAGCCCGGACCUCGUGGCCUUGGAAUAUGCUGAUCUUAAUCUCAGCCACAAUGUUACCCAGGAACUGGGUCAUGUGAGAAUUAGGCAACAUGUGAACCCUCUUAGCUCUUCUUUAGCUGUACCUGUGGAAGUACCUGAUUGGAAUCAAGUAUUCAAGGACCCAACAUUGCCUCUCAUGGUGGACAUUGGAAGUGGUAGUGGUAGAUUUCUCAUGUGGCUGGCGAAAAGAAACUUGGUUUUGAGGAAUCAUUUGGGACUGGAAAUACGGCAGAAACUUGUCAAACGUGCUGAUGUUUGGGUUAAAGAGCUCAGUCUUAGUAAUAUACAUUUUAUGUAUGCGAAUGCCACAACUUCUUUUAAUCAACUAGUCUCUUCCUACCCUGGACCACUGAUGCUUGUUUCAAUCCUGUGCCCAGAUCCGUAUUUUAAGAGAAAGCAUCACAAGAGACGGGUUGUACAGAAGCCUUUAGUAGAUUCCAUUGUGCAUAACUUGGCUCCCAGCGCACAGGUGUUUAUACAGUCAGAUGUACAUGAGGUGGCACUUGAGAUGAGAAACCAAUUUGAUUCUGUGCAUGUUCUGAAGCACAUAGAUGAAAUUGACUCCAGCGUGUUGAGUGACAGUGAGGGAUGGUUGUUGAGCAAUCCAAUGGGAAUAAGGACGGAAAGAGAAAUUCAUGCUGAAUUUGAAGGGGCAAAAAUUUACAGGAGAGUGUACCAGAAGCAAGUCAACUGUUUUUGAUAGAGAUUGAUUUGUAGAGUAUGGUUUUUUGGAAUGUGAAAUGUAAUUCAGAAUCAAGUCAACGGUUUUUGAUAGACAUUGGUCAUGAUCUGUUUUUGAUCAAGUCCUGUGAUAUAUCACAAGUAGCACAAAACUCUCUGGCAAACCACUUAGCAGUUAGCACAUACAGCAAUA
Molecule: messenger RNA, 1107 nt
Organism: Fragaria vesca subsp. vesca
Lineage: Eukaryota; Viridiplantae; Streptophyta; Magnoliopsida; Rosales; Rosaceae
Product: tRNA (guanine-N(7)-)-methyltransferase-like
Exons: 8
Coding region: 1-933 (310 amino acids)
Biological process (GO): tRNA methylation; RNA (guanine-N7)-methylation
Cellular component (GO): tRNA methyltransferase complex
Molecular function (GO): tRNA (guanine(46)-N7)-methyltransferase activity
Source: RefSeq, a predicted model, not a curated record